AGAAGGAACAACAGUCGCCUAUUUCCGCGCAGAUGCAAGCUCUUUUUAAAGGUUUCAGAAAGAUCUACAAAGACGCCAGGAAUGGAUUCAAAAUCUUUGUAGAGAGAAUUAUAAUCCCUCAUGUCACGCAACACAAAGUAUGCUCACAACACUUUGAAGACUCGUGUUUUGACAAAACUGGGCAAACAAUUCUCUUGAAACAAGAUGCAGUACCAACCAUCUUUGCAUUUCCAUCACACCUGAUAAAGGGAACACACAGCCACCACCGGCCUGUAUCAGCGCCAGUGCCUGCUCCUGCAUCGCACCGAUCCAACGGAGUAUCAACAAUGCCUCGAAAGAGCUGACAACGAAAUCGCGACCGAAUCAAAGAGCAGCGGCUGCCGUGGAGGAUGAUUUCGUAACAUUGUACGUCAGUCUUCGGUCUCCCGUCCCUCUCGCGCGCCGGAACAGCGAGAGGGAAAUGCCCGGGCAGCGGAGGCCACCGACGCCGUCCCGGGAGCAGCAAGGGAAAGGGACCGGACGACGAGGAAGGGAAAGCGACGAAGCGAUCUCUUUGGCAGCAGGAAACGCCCUUCGAUGCCCCUAAAGAUAAAAAGUAACUGGAACUGGUGGAAGACAACACAGUAACAUCUUGUUAUCUAAUGAACCAAGACUGAUAAGGAUAGGCCAGAAAUCGAACUAUACCUCGCCAAUUGCAACUUCUUGUGCCUGGGUGGAACGCGAACCGCAGACUGUACUUUGGGUUCCGUAACGUCCUACGAGUUGGCAAAACCACCAUGCCAUGCAAAUACUUAAUCGACCAUUUCCUCAAAGAAGAAGAAAAAGGAGGGAAAGUCAGAAACUUACUCACCAUAACUACGCCUUCAAAGUCAUCAACAAAGGGACUUAAUUAGUUAAGAAAUAGUUUCAAAUAUGAGUCCGAACAUAAGAGGCACACGUAGAAAACUAGGUUCAGCAGCUACGUGUUUUGCCACAUACUUAUAGAACGAACAAAAACACGAACGGAAAUACAGAAGUGUUUAUUUCAACAUGAGAAAAUAUCGUAGUGGAUGUUUCUAAUUCUAUAAAGGAAUUUUUAAAAAUGUAUGUAUAGCUACGAUAAUAAAAUAGAAGAAGAAAUAA
Penaeus indicus is the source of this 1122-nucleotide messenger RNA. Its product is annotated as THAP domain-containing protein 2-like. The record is from RefSeq and is a predicted model, not a curated record. The coding region runs from base 33 to 344 and encodes 103 amino acids. Lineage: Eukaryota; Metazoa; Arthropoda; Malacostraca; Decapoda; Penaeidae. The transcript has 4 exons.